This is a messenger RNA of Fukomys damarensis (Damara mole-rat), 1222 nucleotides long. RefSeq names its product troponin I1, slow skeletal type (gene Tnni1). The transcript has 8 exons. NCBI's taxonomy places the organism in Eukaryota, Metazoa, Chordata, Mammalia, Rodentia, Bathyergidae. Gene Ontology annotation, cellular component: troponin complex. The record is from RefSeq and is a predicted model, not a curated record. Bases 527 to 1156 code for a protein of 209 amino acids. Gene Ontology annotation, biological process: muscle contraction.
CCAAAGCCGAGUGCUGGGAAGGGCAGAGCUGACCCUGCUGUUUGCUGUUUGGGAAGGACGCCUUCCCUGGCUAGCCUGCCCGGCACUGGGCCUGCUACCUUCCUGCCUCAGGGUCAUGUUCUGAGGAUGGAGUUGUGUCCUUGGCCCUGCAGAGUGUGUCCCAGGAGGAGAACUCCCUGGAAAGAAAACCCCAAAACUACAGCUGGAAAAAGCCACUUCUCAGGGAGCCACUGCUGAGCACACCAGACAACGAGGCCUGGUGGAUUCCUGUAGCUGCUGGAAGAAAUCAACCCCUCUUGGUGGCUUAACACACAGAAAUGGACUCUCGAAGGCAGCGGUGGUGAAGCUACAAGCAUGCAGAGCCCUCUCUGUCGGCACACAAGCCAAGGCGAGCAUGGGAUGACAGCUCACAUGGGGCACCAUUGGCUCUUUGCUAUAAAUAAGUGGGUUUUGGAUACUCAGUCUCCAAAAGGUUCGCCAUCACUGCUGUAAGGGUUCUGGAGGCCAAAGGUCCAGAUUUAGUAUCAUGGGCCAGAAUCAAGGCACCGGCAGGCUGUAUUCCCUCUGGGGUCCCCAGGUGCUGCCCCGCCUUCAUCAUGCCGGAAGUAGGAAAUCCAAGAUCACUGCUUCUCGGAAACUCAUGCUGAAGAGCCUGAUGCUGGCCAAGGCCAAGGAGUGCUGGGAGCAGGAGCACGAGGAGCGCGAGGCUGAGAAGCGGCGCUACCUGUCCGAGCGCAUUCCCACGCUGCAGACUCGAGGCCUGUCGCUCAGUGCCCUGCAGGACCUGUGCCGGGAGCUGCAUGCCAAGGUGGAGGUGGUGGAUGAGGAGCGGUAUGACAUCGAGGCCAAGUGCCUCCACAACACCAGGGAGAUUAAAGACCUGAAGCUGAAGGUGUUGGACCUCCGUGGGAAGUUCAAGCGCCCACCACUGCGCAGGGUCCGUGUCUCAGCGGAUGCCAUGCUCCGAGCCCUGCUGGGCUCCAAACAUAAGGUGUCCAUGGACCUACGGGCCAACCUCAAGUCCGUGAAGAAGGAGGACACAGAGAAGGAGCGGCCUGUGGAGGUGGGCGAUUGGAGGAAGAACGUGGAGGCCAUGUCUGGCAUGGAAGGCCGGAAGAAGAUGUUCGAUGCUGCCAAGUCUCCGACCUCCCAGUAGAGGUUCCUAGAGAUGGGCUCCCUUUUUCUCGGGGGCCCUCGGGGUCUGAAAGGAUGGCUUGCUAUG